AUGGUCCUGGCUUUGGUCCAGAGCCACAGUCUGAGGGCAAACCCAGGAGCUAAAUACAUCCAAGAUAGCCUUGAGAUUGAUCUCGUUCAUGGAAAAGGGAGGGGUACGAUCAUCCUUCUACAGGGGCCGCCUGGCGUCGGUAAAACGUCUACCGCUGAAUGCGUAGCCUCUCAUACUGGUCGACCCUUGUUUCCAAUUACAUGUGGUGAUCUCGGCUCCAGUGCCAAGGAGGUCGAAGAGAGCUUGCGUAGUAGCUUUGACCUGGCCCAUAAAUGGGGAGCAGUCCUACUUCUGGACGAAGCUGACGUGUUUCUCAUGGAGCGGAACAAAGCUGAGCUUGAACGCAAUGGCGUCGUUUCAGUCUUCCUCCGCGUCUUGGAGUACUACCCGGGGAUUCUCCUCCUGACGACGAACCGAAGACAAGGCGAUAUCGAUGACUACUUAUUGCAGACCCAGGCAGGCAGAGACGACGCGUUCUUGGCCGAGGAAGCGAAGCUGAGAUACGACCACUAUCAACCAACCAAUAUGAAUGCGCAUUAUCAGAGCGACCCUUACUACAACCACACACCAAGAGACCAUCCAAGAUCGUCCCGAGACCAGCGGACUGGGAUCGAGGGGAGCUUGCCAUAUCAGUCUUUGCCGAGCCCGCAACUACAGGCGCCAUUAUGUGCCAGUCCCCAGACGCAGCAACGCGGCCUCAAUCAACUCAGUCCGAGAUCCCAUGAGCAACAACCUCAUGGAAUCGAUCAUGAUGUACCGACGACCCCUCGGCAACACAUGCACUCAGUGGGCAAUUGGACAGCUAGCACCCGAGAUCACGGAGAACAGCGUGAAACUCAUGGGUAG
Molecule: messenger RNA, 846 nt
Organism: Anthostomella pinea
Lineage: Eukaryota; Fungi; Ascomycota; Sordariomycetes; Xylariales; Xylariaceae
Source: the annotation of a GenBank genome assembly